This is a messenger RNA of Onychostoma macrolepis, 7422 nucleotides long. It is a transcript of the gene kcnh2b, whose product is annotated as potassium voltage-gated channel, subfamily H (eag-related), member 2b. Gene Ontology annotation, biological process: regulation of ventricular cardiac muscle cell membrane repolarization; potassium ion transmembrane transport; regulation of heart rate by cardiac conduction. The coding region runs from base 1029 to 4592 and encodes 1187 amino acids. The record is from RefSeq and is a predicted model, not a curated record. The transcript has 15 exons. Gene Ontology annotation, cellular component: membrane. NCBI's taxonomy places the organism in Eukaryota, Metazoa, Chordata, Actinopteri, Cypriniformes, Cyprinidae. Gene Ontology annotation, molecular function: inward rectifier potassium channel activity.
UUUUGUCUGCACGCGCGUGACGGCGCAGGGAAACCCCACGUCCGCCGCGCGUGCAUCGCCGGUGACGUAUCAUGUACAGUGUGACAGCGCGACUCCGCCGAAGGUGGAAAACAAAGCGCAAAAAGCUGAACUGUCAGGUGAGUCAGGAGAUCGCGCAUGGAGUCCGCGUCGCUUUCGGCGAUCGCUCUUGAUGCUCGUCUGGACAAGCGUGAAGUAUCCCAGUUUACCUUUCAUCUGCGACCCGUGAUUUCUGGUCAUUUCCACAAAAGCCCAGGGCAUGACGACAUCAAGGGUUCGACACCUGCGAAAGGAGCCGAAUGGCACGGAUUGAAAUGAACUGUGCCUAUUUAUAAUUUCUACAAUCGUUAUUUAUCUGUAGUUUUGCGCUUUUCAAAUACCGCUAUUUUUUUUUUUUUUAUAACUGCGCAUAUUGCUGUUCUGCACUAUAAUUAUAUUCAGAACAGUAAUUAAGUUAGCGAUAUUUGUAGCUAAUUAAAUAGACGCAGACAUCACGCUUCCUAUUCAGAACAGUAACGUUAAUUAUUUAAGUUUAGCGAUAUUUGUAGUUAAAUAGACGCUCGUUGUUGUUGGUCACCAUCGAAACGGGAGGAGCGCGGGACCGAUACACGCGUCAAAUGAAUCGCAUCUCUUUUCUCCGAAGCGCUUUUUUUUCGCCGAAUGAAAACUGAGAAGAGCGCUUUAAUUGGACAAAGGGAUACCCGAGGACUCAACUAUGGUAAAAUUAGGGUACGUUACCUCGCGAACGCGUUCCAGUCACACAGAGUUCAGCGUCCCACAUGUCACGAGCUAAAUUAGUCUGGCGUCACUUUACCGGACCUGGGAUCGUUUUUGAGGAAUUACGCGACGUGAACAGUACCCCACUCGCCUAUAGAAAACUUGGAUAAGUGAGCGUUGAGCGUUGCUGAUGAAGUUGCCGCUGUGCGGAGCCUCGCGUGCCCAGGGCGCGAAGAGAGUGGCGGGAAGGUCAGCUUGAGCUCGAGACACUCCGCUGGACUGCGCGCGUGAGGAUGCCGGUUCGACGGGGGCACGUCGCGCCGCAAAACACUUUCCUCGACACGAUCAUCAGGAAAUUCGAGAGUCAAAGUAGGAAGUUCAUCAUAGCCAAUGCGCGGGUGGAGAACUGCGCCAUCAUCUUCUGUAACGAUGGCUUCUGUCACAUGUGCGGCUACACGAGGGCUGAAAUCAUGCAAAAGCCAUGCACCUGCAACUUCCUGUACGGCCCACACACCAAGAGGCUGGCCAUCGCGCAGAUGGCACAGGCGCUGCUGGGGUCAGAAGAGAGGAAGGUGGAGAUAGCGCUCUACAGGAAGGACGGUGCGUGUUUCCUGUGUUUGGUGGAUGUGGUUCCUGUGAAGAAUGAAGAUGGCGUGGUGAUCAUGUUUAUUCUGAAUUUUGAGGUCAUGCCAGACGAUAAACUACACGACCCACAGGAUCUCAAUCAUAAGCUGCCUGUGUUGUGGCGCCAUUCAAAUCGAGCUCGUGGCAUCCGUUUGCGUCUGCCGCUCCUGAACUCCAGGAAUAACAGUAAAUCUUCUCUGCGGGAGGAUCCGGAGGCCGGACGAGGAACAGGUUUCCCCAGUAGCUCCCGUCCACAAAGCCACGAAUCCCUGGCUCUGGGUGAGCUGCUGUCCCUCCCUGAACACGAGCCGCCCCGUCUGACCAGCGCAGCCACUCCGUCCUCGCUGCUGCCCGAAGACCAGUGCAACCUCCUGAGCAGCGACCCCUCGUCCCCUUCUCCGGCCCCGCCGCACCCCACCGCGCUGCCCCUGGGUCACUCCUCUCCCCGACCACAGCGGCUCAAUCCGGACGCCUCCGUGUCCAACUGCAGCCUGACUAACAGCCGCUCACGCGAGAGCUUUCACAGCAUGCGCCGCGCAUCUUCAGUGGACGACAUCGAGGCCAUGCGGCCCGAAUGGGACCGGAAGCACCGCGCUCGACCCACCAGCAGCAGCACGGGUGCCAUGAACAACAAAUCCAACAUCCUGAACUCUACCUCUGAUUCGGAUCUGAUGCGUUACCGCGCCAUCAGUAAAAUCCCACAGAUCACGCUCAACUUUGUGGACUUCAAACCGGACCCUCUCAUCGCCCUCCCGGCCGGAGAAAUGGACAUCAUCGCGCCCUGCAAACUCAUCGACCGCACGCACAACGUCACCGAGAAAGUAACUCAGGUGCUGUCGCUGGGCGCUGACGUUCUGCCGGAGUACAAGCUCCAGACGCCGCGCAUCCACAAGUGGACAGUGCUGCACUACAGCCCGUUCAAGGCGGUGUGGGACUGGCUCAUCCUGCUGCUGGUGAUCUACACGGCCAUCCUCACGCCGUACUCCGCCGCCUUCCUGCUCAACGGAGACGAGGACGGCUCCGGGCAGAACUGCAGCUACUCCUGCAGCCCGCUCAACGUGGUGGACCUCAUCGUGGACAUCAUGUUCAUCAUCGACAUCAUCAUCAACUUCCGCACAACCUACGUCAACGCCAACGACGAGGUGGUCAGCCACCCGCUGCGCAUCGCCGUGCAUUACUUCAAAGGCUGGUUCCUCAUCGACAUGGUGGCCGCCAUUCCCUUCGACCUGCUCAUAGACCGCACCGGGGAGGAGAUGGGUGCAGAGCCGACUCAGCAGACCACCCUCAUCGGGCUGCUCAAGACGGCGCGUCUUCUGCGUCUGGUGCGAGUGGCGCGUAAACUGGACCGUUACUCUGAGUACGGCGCGGCUGUCCUCUUCCUGCUGAUGUGCACGUUCGCUCUGAUCGCUCAUUGGCUGGCCUGUAUCUGGUACGCCAUCGGGAACGUGGAGCAGAACCGCUCCAUCGGCUGGCUGCACGCGCUCGGCGUGGAUCUGGGCAAACCACACAACAGCAGCAUCAAGGGAUCUGGACCCAGCAUCAAGGACAAAUAUGUGACCGCUUUAUACUUCACCUUCAGCAGCCUGACCAGCGUGGGCUUCGGGAACGUGUCGCCCAACACCAACUCCGAGAAGAUCUUCUCCAUCUGCGUCAUGCUGAUUGGAUCGCUCAUGUACGCCAGUAUCUUCGGGAACGUGUCAGCCAUCAUCCAGCGGCUGUACUCCGGAACGGCUCGUUAUCACACUCAGAUGCUGCGGGUGAGAGAGUUCAUCCGCUUCCAUCAGAUUCCCAACCCGCUGCGCCAGAGACUGGAGGAAUAUUUCCAACACGCCUGGUCCUACACCAACGGCAUCGACAUGAACGCCGUGCUGAAGGGUUUCCCAGAGUGUCUGCAGGCUGAUAUCUGUCUGCAUCUGAACCGGACUCUCCUGCAGAACUGUAAAGCGUUCAAGGGCUCCAGUAAAGGGUGUCUGCGAGCGCUGGCCAUGAAGUUCAAGACCACACACGCCCCGCCGGGAGACACACUGGUGCACGCCGGAGACGUCCUGACCGCGCUCUACUUCAUCUCCCGCGGCUCCAUCGAGAUCUUACGUGGUGAUGUUGUGGUGGCUAUCUUAGGGAAGAAUGAUAUAUUCGGUGAGCCCAUCAACCUGUACGCACGGCCCGGCAAAUCUAACGCAGACGUGAGGGCGCUGACGUACUGCGACCUCCAUAAGAUCCACAGAGAAGAUGUGCUGGAGGUGCUGGAUAUGUACCCGGAGUUCUCUGACCACUUCUGGAGCAACCUGGAGAUCACCUUUAACCUCAGAGACACAAACAUGAUUCCCGGAUCUCCCAGCAGCGAUGAUUCAGACUGCGUCGGAUUCAACAAACUGCGGAGGAGAAAACUUUCAUUCCGACGACGGACAGAAAAAGAUGAUGCCGAUGCUGGAGAGAUCAAGAAGAAUCAGAAACCCGUCCGGAGAGGCAGAAAACAAGCAGCCUGUAACAAGAACGAACUCAAACCGGGGUGGGAGGAGCCUCGCAAUUCUAUCUCCUCCCACUCCAGUGGUGAUGAGGGGGAGGAGCCUGUGAACACAUGCCCCACCCCUCCUACCACACUCAUGGAUGUGACUGAGGGAGAGGGCGAUCCCAAAACAGGAAACACGUGCAACGCCCUAUCAGGUGCAUUCUCAGGUGUGUCUAAUAUCUUCAGUUUUUGGGGUGACAGUCGGGGGAGGCAGUAUCAGGAGGUGCCCCGCUGCAAUCUCCCGUCGCCCUCGCCGCAUCCCAGCACCCCCCUGCGCAGCAUCAGCCGCCAGCAGCGCAACCAGAUGGAGAGCAGACUGGAGCUGCUGCAGAAACAGCUCAACAGACUGGAGAGUCGCAUGUCGACGGAUAUCGGCGCGAUCAUGCAGCUCCUGCAGAGGCAGAUGAUGCUGGUUCCUCCGUCCUACAGCAGCGUUUCCUCCCCGCCGCAGGUGUCCAUGUUCCCCGAGAUCCUCGUGCAGCCCGUCACGCCGCUGGAGUCCAAAACACCAGCUUCUCUCUCACAGUCCUGUGAGUUUCUCAGCAGCUCCGCGGAGCUCCAUCCAGCGGUCAGCGCCGCUCCUCGACCCGGAUUCUCCAGCCUCGGGGCCCGACUGGAGCUGGAGCCCGACCCCGACAUCCACCGGCGCUUCUCCCUACAGGAGCCACACACGUCGCUGAGCUCACAGACGCCACAGAAACACGGCUCAGACCCCGGGAGCUAGAGAGACCACCGCCAGACCAGAGGAGAACAAACCGGACCAAAACCUGGCUCUGGUUUUGCACUGCGGAGGUUCAGAGAUUCACUGGAGGCGGUUUACUCGUCUUUACUGCUGUCAUCCAGUAUUGGAUAUCCCUAAACGAAUAAUGAUGAUUCUUACUAAUUUCAAGUAGCCAUUAUGUCUUGCACUGAAUUUUCCAGACUCUCUCGAUCUUUAACUUCACGUCUGCGGCGCUUCCAAAACUGACUGAACUCGUUAGUGUUAGCUGGCCUAACAGAAGAAAACCCUUCUAAUAAUAAUAACCAGAUGUGUUCUGUGUGUCUGUCCUGUCAUUGCCUUCAUUUCCUGUGCGUCGAUGAAGGAGGCGGAGCCUUAGGCCCCGCCCAAGCACACUGGAUUGGCUGGACGAGGCGAUUGGCGGGUGUUUAAAGCUAUGCCGUUACUGAUGAAGCAUAUCAUGUGUUGUGACACUGGAUGAACAAUAUGCAAAGAGUUGAUCGCGCGUCACGUCCCGCUUGGCUUCCGUUCGUUUGUUUUUCAGCUUUUUCUUUCCACCCGAUGUGAUUUUUGUAGUUAGAACACACUAGCUUUAGCAAUACCGAAUCCUUUAAACCACAAACGAAACCAAAUAUUGAAGAUUGGGUUGGACCAAAUGUUUUUCGUUGGUUUUUCCUCAUCGUCUGUGGUGUUUACGGCCUGCAGCCACAGUCACGUGAUUAUUAAUUAUCAUUUGGUACAUUUAUGAGCUCUUGAACUUGAAAAUGAAUUGGUUUUGGUUUUUCCAUUGAUUUGUGGACCAAUGAAAAAAUAAACUUUAUAUAAGCUCUUAAGCAUGCGAUAAUAAACACUUUUAAUAUUUAGCCAUUUAUUUUAUAUCAGACUUACCAUUAUUAUAUUUAAAUGACUAUAAUAUUUAAUAUAAGCAUUCUUGAGGAAGGAAGACAUAUUAGCAUGAGAACGUGUUGUGCAUCAGCAUCCGUACGUGAAUCAUGACCACGAUUGUAUCGUUCUGCCUCUAGGCUUGAAUUUAGAGGAUUUUAAUUGUGAUUUAUGUUUUGUUGAUACCAAAUAUUAUAUCUAAUUUGAAUUCAACUGGUAAACUGAACAUAAGGACGGUCGAUUUCACCGCGUCUGAUCAAACGUGUGUCUGUGUCAAUGUGAAAGAACUGUUCAACACUACUGCAUUAAUUAACUAUUGUCACGUUUACUAUGAUUAGUGCUGGAGUUUGCACUUGUUUAUGUAGUUCAUGUUUGUUAUUAUUAUUAUCAUUAUUGUCUCUAUAAAUUCUGUGUAUACGAGUCUUUUUACCGUCAUAUACGGGUGAAUCUCACAAUAACACACAUCAGGUCAAAUUUUACCCCAAUAUCAAAAACAAGGCAACAAAAAGAUAUAUUGGCAUAAAGUUGGCAAAAUCUAUUUUUAGGAUUUUUCUAGUUUGUAUUAUUCUCAGUGAUUAUUCUCAUUGUUCAUUAUUGCAAUUUUGUAAACAAAUACUGCUUAUACAAAUAUAAAUAUUUGUAAAUUUAUAUUUAAUUAGUUUUGACCCCCCCCCAAAAAAAACAACAAUCCCCGAUCCUAAAAUAAAUAAAUAAUAUCUAUCUAUCUAUCUAUAUAAAUGAUUUGUUUUAUAUAAUCAGGGGAUUUGUUUUGUUGGUUUUUUUUUACAUUAUGGAAGUUUUUCGGGACAUUUUCUCAAAAAUGAUUUUUUGUGAGAUUCACUCUCACGUGGCUCUAGUAUUUUGUUGGUAAAGUCUCUGACACACGAAGUCAUUUAGUUUUAGUUUUGGUUGUUUGCUAGUAAUCCAGGUUUGCUCUUAAUCUGUGUCAGGUGGCUGUGAGCGCAGAAAUGCAGCCUGCUCGAUUCACAAAACACGGCUUCAUUGUCCUAAUGCUCCGACAGUAAUUAAUGGAGGUUAUAUAACAAGAUUAUUGUGUUUGAUUCUGUGAUUAUUCUCCACAUCACUGGAUGAUGAUCUGUCCUGCUGAAUGGGUUUUGUGUGUGCAGUGUGUGUUUUUCUCCUGACGCUCGGUGAACCGCUGUGCACUUUACACCAUCUCUCUUACUGAAGAGGAGGAUCUCUGCUCUCUUUACAUCUAUUUACAGGGAUUUGAAGCCAAGGGCAUUUAUGCCAUCAACUUUAGACACAGAUCACAUAAAACCGGCCAAACGCACCCAAAUCCAUGCGAUUAUACUAUUAAACAGGCUUUACCAGUGCGUCAGUUUCCAAUCAUGAAUCUUGUAUAUACGUGUUUUUCAAUCUGUUGGGUUUUAAUUUAUUUUGCUCAUUCGUUUACACUGGAUUGCUAUUUUUCUCCUUCCCGAUUUUGCUGUACAUAAGGAAGUCUUGUAAAGAAAUGAAUUCUUGGCAUCCCUAUAGCCGACACUAUGCAGAAUCGCAUUUCCUUGGCAUGCUUCGAAAUGCAGAAAAUAAAUAAAAAAGAGAAAUACUGUAGAGGAAAAUAAAUAUGUUUGACCUUUUUUCUUUCUUUUUUUAAAUAAACAUGUGAAUAUCUCUGUUAAUAAUGAUGUAAGUAUAUCAGUUAUUAUAUAAUAUAUAUAUAUAAAGGUGAUAACAAAGACAGAUUGAACUUGUGCACAUUUUAUCUGCAUGCUGCACUGCGAAUCUUCUGCGGCUCUUUCACAGAAUGUGUCGACUGAAGCACUGUACUUCCAGCUCACUGAGAGUCAUUUCACGUUCUUCCAGCGUGUGGAAGGAUGGACAUGUGACACUGGACACUGCUGUUACGUUACUGAGGUCUGGAAUCAUGUUGAAAUGAGCUGACGAGAUCGGACAGACUCCAGAAAGUCUUGAUUGUGUGCUAGCAUUAUAA